CCCGGGGACUUUGCGAACGGUGGCGUGCUCGGCGUGCCCAACGGCAGCGCCAUGCCGGCGGGAGAGGGCAGGAACCGCAAGCUGACUUCCGAGAUUGCGAAUGGCCGUUUGGCAAUGAUGGCAAUCAUCGGGAUGUUCUUCCAAGACGGCCUCACUGGCUCCGCGUGGGGCGACUGGGCUCUGUACACUGACUCCCCGCUGCGCGCGUUCGAGAACGAGACGGGCGUGCAGGACCCGAUGGGUUUCUGGGACCCAGCUGGCUUCACCUUCGACGGGAGCGUGGAGAAUUUCGCGCGCCGCCGGCAGACGGAGCUCAAGCACGGUCGCGUGUCCAUGUUGGCCACCAUGGGCUACAUCACCCCCGAGGUCAGCGGGAAGUUCCCUGGCUAUUUGUCUCCGUCGUCGGAGCUGAAGUUCGCGGACAUCCCGAACGGCCUGGGCGCCAUCUCCAAGGUGCCCGCGGCGGGCUGGGCGCAGAUCGUUGCCUACGCCGCGUUCUGCGAGCUGUCCCAGAACCAGUCCGCGGGCACGCCGGCGGCGAAGGGCGACUUCGGCUGGAAGGUGCUCACCGCCAGCGACCCGACGGAGAGGCAGAAGAAGCUGGCUGCUGAGAUAGCGAACGGUCGCCUUGCUAUGGUGGCAAUCAUCGGGAUGUUCUUCCAGGACGGGCUGACGGGCUCCGCGUGGGGCGACUGGGCUCUGUACACCGACUCCCCGCUGCGAGCGUUCGAGAGCGAGUUGGGUGCUAUGGCGCCGUUUGGUUUCUGGGAUCCCGCUGGCAUGUGCGCAGACGGUGAUGUGGAGUCCUUCAAGCGAAGGCGUGCCACCGAGCUGAAGCACGGGCGAUUGGCAAUGUUCGCGUGCUUGGGCUAUAUCGUGCCGGAGUUUUACAAGUGGCCCGGAUAUUGCUCCGAGAGCAAGGGCUUGCUCUUUCAGGACAUCCCCAACGGCCUUGCGGCGGUGUCCAAGGUGCCGGGCGCGGGAUGGGUGCAGGUAUUUCUGUUCUGUGGCACCGUCGAGAAGGCCGUCCUCGUGCACGACCCUACGCGUGCACCCGGGGACUUUGCGAACGGUGGCGUGCUCGGCGUGCCCAACGGCAGCGCCAUGCCGGCGGGAGAGGGCAGGAACCGCAAGCUGACUUCCGAGAUUGCGAAUGGCCGUUUGGCAAUGAUGGCAAUCAUCGGGAUGUUCUUCCAAGACGGCCUCACUGGCUCCGCGUGGGGCGACUGGGCUCUGUACACUGACUCCCCGCUGCGCGCGUUCGAGAACGAGACGGGCGUGCAGGACCCGAUGGGUUUCUGGGACCCAGCUGGCUUCACCUUCGACGGGAGCGUGGAGAAUUUCGCGCGCCGCCGGCAGACGGAGCUCAAGCACGGUCGCGUGUCCAUGUUGGCCACCAUGGGCUACAUCACCCCCGAGGUCAGCGGGAAGUUCCCUGGCUAUUUGUCUCCGUCGUCGGAGCUGAAGUUCGCGGACAUCCCGAACGGCCUGGGCGCCAUCUCCAAGGUGCCCGCGGCGGGCUGGGCGCAGAUCGUUGCCUACGCCGCGUUCUGCGAGCUGUCCCAGAACCAGUCCGCGGGCACGCCGGCGGCGAAGGGCGACUUCGGCUGGAAGGUGCUCACCGCCAGCGACCCGACGGAGAGGCAGAAGAAGCUGGCUGCUGAGAUAGCGAACGGUCGCCUUGCUAUGAUGGCAAUCAUCGGGAUGUUCUUCCAGGACGGGCUGACGGGCUCCGCGUGGGGCGACUGGGCUCUGUACACCGACUCCCCGUUGCGAGCGUUCGAGAGCGAGUUGGGUGCUAUGGCGCCGUUUGGUUUCUGGGAUCCCGCUGGCAUGUGCGCAGACGGUGAUGUGGAGUCCUUCAAGCGAAGGCGUGCCACCGAGCUGAAGCACGGGCGAUUGGCAAUGUUCGCGUGCUUGGGCUAUAUCGUGCCGGAGUUUUACAAGUGGCCUGGAUAUUGCUCCGAGAGCAAGGGCUUGCUCUUUCAGGACAUCCCCAACGGCCUUGCGGCGGUGUCCAAGGUGCCGGGCGCGGGAUGGGUGCAGGUAUUUCUGUUCUGUGGCACCGUCGAGAAGGCCGUCCUCGUGCACGACCCUACGCGUGCUCCCGGGGACUUUGCGAACGGUGGCGUGCUCGGCGUGCCCAACGGCAGCGCCAUGCCGGCGGGAGAGGGCAGGAACCGCAAGCUGACUUCCGAGAUUGCGAAUGGCCGUUUGGCAAUGAUGGCAAUCAUCGGGAUGUUCUUCCAAGACGGCCUCACUGGCUCCGCGUGGGGCGACUGGGCCUCUUACACCGACUCGCCAUUGCGGUGAGCGGCAGCUUUUCAAAAUUGUUGGGCGUGUGGCCCCCAUGAGUGCUGCUGGAGCGCAUGCUGGUCUUCACAAAAGGGGCAGCCUCUCUCUCUCUCUUUGUCCUUGUCUCUGUCCUCCUC
Messenger RNA from Prorocentrum cordatum, 2432 nucleotides. The record is from the annotation of a GenBank genome assembly. Lineage: Eukaryota; Dinophyceae; Prorocentrales; Prorocentraceae.